Peronospora matthiolae is the source of this 888-nucleotide messenger RNA. NCBI's taxonomy places the organism in Eukaryota, Oomycota, Peronosporomycetes, Peronosporales, Peronosporaceae. The record is from the annotation of a GenBank genome assembly.
AUGCAACGUCUCACCCCCGAGCAGCUCAAAGCGUUUCAUCGCGACGGGUUCCUCGUCAUACCUGACGCUCUCUCUGCUUCAACGUGCGACGAAUUGCGGGCCAGAGCUCGUGAACUCGUCGCUCAGUGCGAUCCACACCGCCACCGCUGCAUCUUCACGACCAACGAACAGACGCGGCGCCUGAAUGACGAGUACUUCCUCGACUCGGGCGACCAGAUCCGCUGUUUCUUUGAGGAGCACGCGUUCCAAGAAGACCAGACGACGCUGGCGGUGCCGCUGCACGUGGCGAUCAACAAGAUUGGCCACAACCUCCACAACCUCGACCCAGUCUUUGAGAGCGUGAGCUACGCUCCCGAAGUCCAGACCAUCCUCAAGUCACUCCAGUAUGUACGUCCUGCUGUCGUGCAGUCCAUGUAUAUCUUCAAACAGCCAAGUAUUGGGGGAGAAGUGAAGCCCCAUCAGGACGGCAGCUUCCUGUACACCACCCCACAGUCGGUAGUGGGGUUCUGGUGGGCUUUAGAAGACUGCACGCCAGAGAACGGCUGUCUCUACGGCGUUCCUGGCUCUCACUUGGCGGUGCCCGUGCGGCAGAAACUCCGACGUACCACGAAGGAGCAGCAAGAAGCGAACGGAGGACGACUGCUGGAAAAUGUACCGGAGACGGUGGAGCCCUUUGAUCUGAGCAAGAGCCAGCCAUUGCGGACGAACAAGGGAGAUCUGGUGCUGCUGCACAGCGCGUUCGUGCACUACAGUAACGCCAACCGAUCGCUUCAGUCCCGCCACGCGUAUUCGAUUCACGUGGUGGAGAGUCACAAGGUGGACUACGGAAGGGACAACUGGUUGCAACCCACAGACAACGUGCCGUUCAAGCCCAUGUACGAGAGCUAA